Molecule: messenger RNA, 1626 nt
Organism: Pantherophis guttatus
Lineage: Eukaryota; Metazoa; Chordata; Lepidosauria; Squamata; Colubridae
Gene: IDH2
Product: isocitrate dehydrogenase (NADP(+)) 2
Biological process (GO): NADP+ metabolic process; isocitrate metabolic process
Cellular component (GO): mitochondrion
Molecular function (GO): isocitrate dehydrogenase (NADP+) activity; magnesium ion binding; NAD binding
Source: RefSeq, a predicted model, not a curated record
UCCUCCGCCGCCGCCCGCCGCGAUGGCACGCUACCUCCGCUCUGCCUCUGCCGCCGCCGCCGCCGCCGCCUGGCCUCGCUGCCCGGCCGCGGCGCUCCCCGCGCUCGGCACUUGGCAUCGCCCGCCGCAGCGGCACUAUGCUGACCAGAGGAUCAAGGUUGCCAACCCCGUGGUGGAAAUGGACGGGGAUGAGAUGACCCGGAUCAUCUGGGCCUUCAUCAAGGAGAAGCUGAUCCUGCCCAACGUGGACCUGCAGCUGAAGUACUUUGACUUGGGGCUGCCCCACCGGGACCAGACGGAGGACCAAGUCACCAUAGAUUCAGCCCUGGCCACAAAGAAGUACAGCGUGGCCGUGAAGUGCGCCACCAUCACCCCCGACGAGGCCCGUGUGGAAGAAUUCAAGCUGAAGAAGAUGUGGAAGAGCCCCAAUGGCACCAUCCGGAACAUCCUGGGGGGGACGGUUUUCCGAGAGCCCAUCAUCUGCAAGAACAUCCCUCGCCUGGUCCCGGGCUGGAUAAAGCCCAUCAUCAUCGGGAGACAUGCUCACGGUGACCAGUACAAAGCCACAGACUUCGUGGUGGAUAAAUCAGGGACCUUUAAGAUGGUUUUCGUGCCCAAAGAUGGCAGUGGAGCCAAGGAGUGGGAGGUCUUUAACUUCCCAGGCGGGGGUGUCGGCCUGGGCAUGUACAACACCGAUGAGUCCAUCUUGGGCUUUGCCCACAGCUGCUUCCAGUACGCCAUCCAGAAGAAAUGGCCGCUCUACAUGAGUACCAAGAACACCAUCCUCAAGGCCUACGAUGGGCGGUUCAAGGAUAUCUUCCAGGAAAUCUUUGACAAGCACUACAAGACCGAAUUCGACAAGCUCAAGAUUUGGUAUGAGCAUAGGCUCAUUGAUGACAUGGUGGCCCAGGUGCUGAAAUCAGCUGGCGGCUUCGUCUGGGCUUGCAAGAACUACGAUGGAGACGUCCAAUCAGACAUCCUGGCCCAAGGGUUUGGCUCCCUGGGUCUCAUGGCCUCAGUUCUUGUCUGUCCGGAUGGAAAAACCAUUGAAGCAGAGGCUGCCCACGGCACGGUUACUCGCCACUUCCGGGAGCACGAAAAGGGCCGCCCCACUAGCACCAACCCCAUUGCCAGCAUCUUCGCCUGGACCCGAGGCCUGCAGCACCGAGGCAAGCUGGACAGCAACCCACAGCUGAUCAGGUUUGCAGAGACUCUGGAGAGGGUCUGCGUGGAGACAGUGGAGCGUGGGACAAUGACCAAGGAUCUGGCUGGCUGCAUCCAUGGAUUAAGCAAUGUGAAGUUAAAUGAGCACUAUGUGAACACCACCGACUUCCUGGACGCCAUCAAAAGCAACCUGGAUGGAGCCCUGAGCAAGCAGUAGGCUAGGAGGGACUGCGGACGGGGACUCCGAGCGAGCGUGCGUGCAUGCAUGGCUGCUCCCUUCAACGGGAGUCCUUUUUGGCCUGUUUCUCAAGCUUGUGAGACCAUUGUGGCCACUCUUGGGGAGGAGACCUGGCCCCCUUCCCGUUCUGUGACUGCAGAUCUUGCAAGAAGAGAAGAAAAUGGUUGAGUGCUGUAAUUGCCUUGGGUGCCAAAGAGAGCUAUUAAACGAUGGCUUCUCCCUUA